Dermacentor andersoni is the source of this 1137-nucleotide messenger RNA. RefSeq names its product translin-associated protein X-like. NCBI's taxonomy places the organism in Eukaryota, Metazoa, Arthropoda, Arachnida, Ixodida, Ixodidae. Gene Ontology annotation, molecular function: sequence-specific DNA binding. The record is from RefSeq and is a predicted model, not a curated record.
GCCUGACGUCGCCACCACCGCUUUGACAACACAGCCGUGUUGUGCGGUUGUUCACGCGUAGUUUAACAUUUGUAGGACAUAAUUUCCCAUUAAAUUGAAUUAUGACAGGAGAAGGUAGGACUCAUGACAAGGGUCAUUACAAUAGAGGACAUGACAGAGGCCAUGACAGGGGAGGUCAUUGGUCCUCGCGUAACAAGCAGCGAAAGCCUGAGGAUAAACGUCAGUCUGACGUGGACGAGUCCCUGCCAGUUGUCAAGAUGUUCAGGGCUUUUCAAGUGGAGCUGGACGAUCGCUACGACCGUUACGAGCGGCUCGUGAAACUGGGCCGCGAUGUGACCAUCGAGAGCAAGCGCAUCAUCUUCCUUCUUCAUCGCAUAAUGAAAGAUGAUCAAAAGGACAAGGUACUCGCUGAAGCUGACCAGAAGCUCUGCGAGCUCAGCAUGUUUACACUGAGAGAGAUUGCAAUGGAGCUGAGAGGACAGAGCUACUACUUGUACCUGAGGGCAUUUUCCCCAGGUAUUCAAGAGUACGUCGAAGCAGUGACCUACUUUCACUACAUCAAAGAUGGCCACCUGGUCAACUUGGAUGAGAUUCACAAGGCCCUGGUGUAUGUUGAACAGGCAGAGGCAGCCGAGAGCGAGAUGGCCGAUGAGCCCGUGUCAGAGACGCCACCCGGCAAGUUUUCUCUGGAAAUCACACCACUGGACUACAUGCUUGGCGUUGCUGAUCUGACGGGCGAACUGAUGCGCAAGUGCAUCAACGCGGUCGGCCAGGGUAACCUGGAGGAACCGUUCGUGCUGUGCCGUUUCCUGCGUGACGUGUACACGGGUUUCCUCGGCUUCGGGAACACCGCUGGUCGAGAGAUGAACCGCAAGGUGUGGACGCUCUUCCAGAGCGUUCGCAAAGUCGAGAACGCCUGCUACACCAUCAAGGUCCGCGGCUCAGAGAUGCCCAGUCACAUGCUUGCGGACAUGUUCAGUGCUCCAUUACCCGAGAAAGAAUCUCCAGACUGUGGUUGAUCCAAAAAAUCCACGCAUGUUGUGGAGCAACACUUCGUACUUUUUUUUUUUCUUUGUUGUUUGUGCGAGACACUGCCAUUCGAAUGUUGGACGGUAAUAAAGGGUAUUGCUCUGCGUG